Messenger RNA from Pneumocystis murina B123, 570 nucleotides. RefSeq names its product small COPII coat GTPase sar1. Gene Ontology annotation, biological process: endoplasmic reticulum to Golgi vesicle-mediated transport; vesicle organization; membrane organization. Gene Ontology annotation, molecular function: GTP binding; GTPase activity. Lineage: Eukaryota; Fungi; Ascomycota; Pneumocystomycetes; Pneumocystales; Pneumocystaceae. The record is from RefSeq and is a predicted model, not a curated record. The transcript has 4 exons. Bases 1 to 570 code for a protein of 189 amino acids. Gene Ontology annotation, cellular component: COPII vesicle coat; endoplasmic reticulum exit site.
AUGUUUAUCAUUAACUGGUUUUAUGAUAUCCUUGCAAGUCUUGGAUUAAUGAAUAAACAUGCAAAACUGUUAUUUCUUGGUCUUGAUAAUGCAGGAAAAACAACACUGUUGCAUAUGUUGAAGAAUGAUAGAUUGGCAACAUUUCAGCCUACAUUGCAUCCGACGAGUGAAGAAUUAGCUAUUGGAAACUGUUUAUUUACGACAUUUGAUCUAGGAGGACAUCAGCAAGCUAGGAGAUUAUGGAGAGACUAUUUUCCAGAAGUAGAUGGAAUUGUCUUUCUUGUUGACUCAUCGGAUGUGGAACGAUUUUUGGAAUCAAAAGCAGAAUUAGAUGCUUUACUUUCUAUCGAAGAAUUGUCAAAAGUACCAUUUCUUGUGCUUGGAAAUAAGAUUGAUGCACCCGGGGCCGUUUCAGAAGAAGAAUUGCGUGUGACAUUGGGACUAUUCCAAACAACAGGAAAAGGGAAAGUGUCAGCUGAAAAUAUACGUCCAAUUGAAGUAUUUAUGUGCUCAGUUGUUAUGAGGCAGGGAUAUGGUGAUGGAUUUAGAUGGUUAAGUCAAUAUGUUUAA